GCUUGAUAAAGUGAAAGCGAAAGUAGAUCGCUAUGUUGUGUAACAUCAUUAGGCCUACUAGCUAGUCUAUGUGGUGUAGUUGAUUCAUUAAUCAAGAUGUAAUCUUGUUGAGCAGCUGUUUAUGAUUCAAUCUAAACACCCUUGGAAAGGAACCACAGGAUGCUGGAGACAGGGUUAGCUACCACAAUGGCUAGGAAUCUUCUGCGACAGUCCUACAUAAAAUCGCUGUGCGCCUCCCAGAAAAAAUCUCACAAAGCAGUAUUAAACCCGGGCACUUGGCGGUGCCAGCAUUCGAAAACAGCACCGCGAGAGAUGAGUGGCGUGAUGAAAGCAUGGCAGAUCCGGAGGUACGGCGGUAACGAUGAACUAAUGUGGUCAGAGUCCGUGAGGGUCCCUCGUAUCGUCCACCCUGAGGACGUCCUCGUCGCUGUGAAUGCGGCCAGUCUGAACAUGCUGGACAUCAGGAUGAGGGAGGGAUACGGCAAUGUAAUGAUAAACACUGUCAGGAACAGAGAUAGACUCCAUGCCCCACAGUCCGAGUUUCCUCUGAUUCUUGGAAGAGAUUUCUCUGGAACUGUUCUCAAGACAGGAAUGAGAGUGAAGAAAAUUAAAGUGGGUGACAAGAUCUGGGGUACAGUGUCUCCAUUCAGACAGGGAUCACAUGCUGAGUUCACAGUCACAUCAGAAUCACAGGUUUCCCUUCGACCACCCAGUUUAACUGAUGUAGAAGCUGCCUCGCUCCCAUAUGUGGUUUCCACGGUGAUGACAGCUCUUUGUGAUGUUGGAGAACUGAAACAGAGUAACACUGCCAAUAAAAGAGUGCUGAUAUAUGGAGGGUCAGGUGGCAUUGGGACUUUUGCUAUUCAGCUGAUGAAGGCAUGGGGAGCCAUCGUCACGACGACCUGUUCCACUGAUGCCGUUUCCCUGGUUACCUCCCUUGGAGCUGACUACGUAAUCGACUACAAAACACAGAAUGUACAGCAGGAGCUGAGAAACAUGAAAGGGUAUGAUCUCAUCCUAGACGUCCACGGAGGGGUGGACUUCUCCUUUGAUCUUCUGAAGAAAUGGAACAACUCGAAGUUAGUGACAAUAAAGACCCCAUUUUUACAGAACACAGACGACUAUGGAAUUCUCCCGGGGCUCCUGAGAUCUGGUGCCAAUCUCACAGCCAAUAUUUUACAGGGAUUGAAAGAUGGAAGAAGUUACAGAUGGGCCAUGUUCAAACCUAGCAGAAAACACCUACAGACCGUGAGACAGAUGAUAAAGAGAGACGAGAUCAAGCCAGUUAUCGACAACGUGUUUCCUUUUCUGGAGGCCGACAGAGCUUAUGAAAAAAUGGAAGAAGGACAUGCCCGGGGAAAAAAUGUCAUCACCAUGUGUACCUAGUCGUCUGUAUAGAAUAGUUUGUGUUUGUAUUGGUAUAUAACAGUCAUGUGACUUCACGCAUGUCGGAUAUAUGUGCCGAUUUAAUGGUCAGUGAUCACCAGUAUUUGAUAGUCAUAACUAUCCCUUCAGAUUAGAAUUUCGUUUAUUUCUUGUUAUAUGAUGUAUGUAUUGUUACAUGUGCAUGUAUAAAAUAAAUAUUAGAAAAUUACCUUUAAUAA
Ostrea edulis (European flat oyster) is the source of this 1604-nucleotide messenger RNA. RefSeq names its product reticulon-4-interacting protein 1 homolog, mitochondrial-like. Gene Ontology annotation, molecular function: oxidoreductase activity; zinc ion binding. The transcript is spliced from 10 exons. Gene Ontology annotation, cellular component: mitochondrion. The record is from RefSeq and is a predicted model, not a curated record. The coding region runs from base 160 to 1386 and encodes 408 amino acids. NCBI's taxonomy places the organism in Eukaryota, Metazoa, Mollusca, Bivalvia, Ostreida, Ostreidae.